This is a messenger RNA of Ylistrum balloti, 6477 nucleotides long. Its product is annotated as calmodulin-regulated spectrin-associated protein 1-like. The transcript is spliced from 19 exons. The coding region runs from base 1 to 6477 and encodes 2158 amino acids. Gene Ontology annotation, molecular function: calmodulin binding; spectrin binding; microtubule minus-end binding. Gene Ontology annotation, cellular component: microtubule minus-end. The record is from RefSeq and is a predicted model, not a curated record. Lineage: Eukaryota; Metazoa; Mollusca; Bivalvia; Pectinida; Pectinidae. Gene Ontology annotation, biological process: neuron projection development; negative regulation of microtubule depolymerization; cytoplasmic microtubule organization.
AUGGAGUCAGAGUCUGUUGACAGCUCCGGAGGAACAGACAAUGGUGUUAUUGAGAUCAUACCGAUGGAUGAAUACGACUCUCACAAGGCGAAGUUGCGUUGUUCUAUCCAAUGGAUUCUGAAUAAGGCUUACCAAGAUAGCAGGCCAAAGGAAUUCCAGGAACCUUUCUACACUACACCAGAGGGGUCCAUACAUGUGAAGCCACGCCUUGCCAAUCUGAUGACAACCAGUGAGAUUUAUUGUCAAGCAUGUUCUAAUAUGUUUGGUGAUUCAACUUCACAAUGGAAAGGUAAUUCAGGACACUGGAGUAUAAUACAAGUACUGAGCAGAAAAGGGAUCUAUGUCGGAGAGAAUGAUGAUACUGAAGUCACAGAGACAAUCCUGAUGAAAAACGCUCCAUUUCAGACUAAUGCCCACCUGUCCUUAAUAGAUGCCCUUUUGAUGGCCUACAUCAGUGAAGUUGUCAGUGUAGAGAGGAUUGUACAGGCUGUCAGGAAAUAUACGACAUUCAAUGCAUCCAGUGAGCUUCCCAAUGAUGCAUAUGAUGCUCUUGUGUUCUGGACGAAUAAGAUUUGUGUAGCUGUGCAGCUUAUCCUGGACAAAAAGGCCAAAGGGCAGGCUGACCAAAUCAUCCAGGGCGAGUCCCAACAGAGGGUACGAAUUGUGAGCAAGUCUACGCCGAGAGAGUCUGUGACUGUGCCUGUGAUGGAAGAUUUCCUCAGCGAUGUAGGGGAUGGCUGUUCUCUAGCCACACUCAUCAGCUUCUACUGUCCCACAGCACUUAAGUUUGAUGAUAUUUGUUUGAAGUCCAGCAUUGGGAUAGCUGACUCGUUAUACAACUUACAGCUGGUCAAGACUUUCUGUGAUACAUAUAUACCGGGCCGAUGUUUCCUGCUGACCUACGAAGACUUCCUGUACACCAGUGACCGUCUCAAACAGAAUCUGUAUGUGAUGCUAGCAGAGCUUUUUUAUUGGCUGGAGGUGCAGCAGCUAGACUGUGUAGCAAAGUGUCCAGGGGACUCCCUCAAAGGAGAAGUGCUGAGACCUUCCACAGCUAAGAUGUUGAGUAGUGCGGGUAUAUCUAACCUUCCCAUCAGUAAUGUCACCAAACAGAGUUUCCAGAAAUCACCAUCAGAUGAUAUAGGAGUGGGAAUAAUAGGGUCAGGGGUCGGCGUUCCUCCACGUCAACCUCUCCUCCACAAACGACUCCAACAACCUCAGAUAAAACAGGAGCCAAAACCAGUACGACGUUCCCAGUCACUUAGUGGACAAGAGGAGAGAGACACGAUCCGUCAGUCUGUUAUAGCUUGGCAGGACACUCACCGACAAAGCAAGCAAAGUACUGGGACCAACAGUCUGCUAGCCAAUGUCAGUAUCGACAGUGACCUGAAUGACAGUUUCUCAGACGACCGCUUCAGUAUGGACCUGGGUGAUAUUAGCGAGAGUAACACACCACCUCCAACAUUGUCACAUGACCUGUCCUCUGCAGCAUCACAUUUACGAAACCCUGAUCAUCCAGACUAUAUGGAACUUCAGAGUGUAACGUCCGGUGCCACUACGCUCCGGACGUCACAUUCAGAGGAUGUGAAUGUCUCUCAGGAGUUUGGUGUCAAGUUUGACAAAAUGGAAUCUGCCAAUAGUGGAAGUGUGGAACCUUUACUUCCAGCAAAAUUACGACCAGCAAAGGAGAAGUCCAACCACCACAGUAAAGAAAUGGAGAGAGGAGAUAGAGAACGUCGCAAACCAAUGUCGCCACCAAAAGGCAACGCACCAACAAGAGGUAGUCUGACCUCUAGUUUUAUAAGUGACAGUAGCGACAGUUCUCUACGGGAUGUUGUGACCCCGUUAUCUGAAGGUCAAAUAUCAGAUCGUAGUGACUCUCCCCGUAUACCAACGUCGACACAACAACCAAAUUAUGCUGCCUUUACUGUACAGACUGAAUUCUCUCAGAGGCAGCCGGACAGGAUGCAGGGAGAUUCAAGGUCAGAUUUUGUUAAAACCAGUUACACUGUAUCAGAUCAAGCUUACACACCGGAGAUGGCUCGGGCGGCCGGAAUACCAGUGGUCAGUGAUAGUAACAGCAAUUCUGUUCUACAGCGAUGGGGCUCUCGGGAAGGAAGUAUAGCCAGCAGUCGAAGUUCUGGGGACUAUUCCGAUCACGAAUCACACAAAAUUCAUUGUGAUCAUAAAGACAGAGAAUCGUCUGGUUCUCGUACUGCAAAGAAAAUUACAACAUUAACAAAAUCUUCUUCUGGAACAGAUAAAUUCAUUAUGCAAAACAAACCUUUUGUGAUAAAAACUCAUACGCCACCUGUGGGUGAUCAAAAGUUAAGUAACACUACAAGUUUUGCUGAGAUAAAACGUAUGAAACAGAAUGUUGGUAAAGUAGAUAACUCUGGAUUUGUGUAUAUGAUAAAAGGCCAGGAUCCUGUGGAAACAAAGAAAUCCACACUACACACUAACUCCCAGAGACCUGACAGGGCUAGUAGACCAGAAAAGAAGACUACAUUUGCUGCUCUGCCAAAUCAAAUGACAUGGCAACAGACAUCGCAGCAGCAGUCGGAGCCAGUACUUACUACAGGUGACAAUGCUCAUCUGGAAAAUGGAGAAGCAGUCGGGGCAGGAGCAUCAGACAUGCUUCAAAUUCGUCUCAAACUGGAAGAAAAACGUAAAAUGAUUGAGAAAAAGAAACAUCGUAUGGAAGCUCAACAUCAAAAACUGCGUCAGAGGAUGGGAAAAACGGCAUUCUUACAAGUCAUUCAAAAGCCAAGUGCUGAUAAACCUGAAGACGUUGUGAACGGCCGCAUUCCUGAUGUAGGAGUGGGUAACUAUAGUAGUCAUACGCUUCCAAGAUCAACUUUUAGUUCAACAGUGGACAGUAAUCGUCCAAGAUCACUUGACCGUGAAACAAGGUCGCUAGAUCGUGACAUUCCUAGCACCAGAACUGUACUUGAUAGGCAAGGUCAAGGGGAUGUUACAAGUGAACGUGGCCAACAACGGCCGUUUUCACGAGAGGGGAUACAACAGACAAUAGAAAAUGUUCGUAAAAAGUGGUUUCGGGAUGAUGAUGUAUUAACUUCGUCGUCUUCAAUGGCUGAGACUGAACAGGACCCAGAUGGUCGUUCAAGGAGAAUAUCCUCACCUAGUCCCCAUCACAGGAUGUCCUUGUCAGACCAGAGGAUGUCACAAAGCCCUCCACAAAGAAUGCUGAUGUCAGAAAGUCCUCCACAAAGGACAAUGGUGUCAGGGAGUCCUCCCCAGAGAGCGGUGGCUUCAGAAAGUCCUCCACAUCCAUCAGAGGUAAGACGGCCUCAAGAUGCUAAACAGGAGGACCCAAAACAAUACAACAGAUCUCUUGACAAAUUAAAUCAGAGCUUGGUUGACCUCCAGGGGGAAAUCAGUCGUCUCAAUCUACAACAGGGUCAACUCAAGUCCAUGAAAGUGAAUGCUGCAACAACAGGGUCUGGUCAUGAACGUACUCAUGAUAGAUCAUCAGCAUCUCCUCACAGAGGACAAAGUGAGCGAACAGCCACGCCUCCUAGGCCUGAGUCGGUCAGUGGGCAUGUGGCUAAGUCUGAUGGUAAUGUAGACAUACAGACACCAGAGAGGCUUGCACAGGGUAGUGCACAACAUCCGUCGAUUCUACAGCAUCAAGAUGCGGCCCUUCCCACACCAGAGAGAUUAGCUAAGGCAGGGAGUGAGUAUGCCCAACAUCCAACGUCUCUUCAACAGAUUCCAGGUUAUCAACAACACCAGCCUAGUGGGCUUCCUAUGGGGGUGUACACCUGCCAGAACCAGUAUGUAAACAUGCCUCAACCUCCUGUGAUGUACUCUGGGUACCAUACCCAGCCAGCCCCUCCAUACCCACCACAGCAGUUCCCUCCCACACCUCCACAUGGAUAUCCUCCGUCCCCAGCUUUCCCCCAACAGUUCCCUCAGCAACACAUGCCCCCAGGGUCUCAGUUUGGUGUACCCAGUGUAUCCUCUCCUCACUAUGGUAUGGGCAUGCAGACGUUCCAGCCUCCUCCUCCUAUAGCUUCUACAUACACUGUACCCUCGUAUCCGGGCUACACCAGUAGUGCUAACUCUCUUAGCAAUGUACCUAGCCAUGUGGGCGCCCAGCCGUAUAAUCCAACUUCUGUCGCUAACAUUCCAUCAAGUACUGUUACACCUAGAACUGAUAGUCCUGCCUUACAAUCAGACUCGGCAACAUCUUCUGGCGAUCCUAAAGUGACCAAAACAGAAAUAACACAACAGGAUCAUGUGAAUGUAAAGAACACUACAUCCCAGGAGGAUCGCUCGGAUGAUGGUGGUAAUGUUAUGGGACAAAAUGGUGGGUUCUUUGUGUCAUUUGGUGAUGGAUCUCCGAAGAGAACCAGACCUGCAUUAGGAAAGGAUCGGAGCCGUAAAGACCAGCAUCAUCCUCUAGCCAAUCAGGACAGUGUACCAUCUAGUCAGACUUCCUUAGUGCCACCUGGUGGUCAAACUCGGGAUCGUAGUUCAGUGUCGCCUCAUCGUGCCAAAUGGGACAUUCCAUCUACAUCAGCAAAUGUGUCACAGCCAGGCAUGGGUGGGUCAGCUUAUGACCCACCUGUUGUACCAACAGAGCCACCUAUUGGAUUUGAGAUUGAGCCUGAAAAGGAUUCUCAGGAACAGAUAACUGAUGAUGAAAUGCUGAAAAAAAAAGAAAAGCUUAUUCAGAUGCAGAUCAAACGUAAAGAGGAUCAAGAGCGCAAACGAUCUUACAAGGAAAUGGAAAUGGCUCGCAAAAAAGAACAGGAAAGAAUAAAACAGGAAGAAGUUGAGAGGAAGAAACAAGAAGAUAAAGCUCGUCGAGAACUAAUCUUCCGUCAGUAUCAGGAGAAAAAACGACAACAGCAAGAAGAAGGUGACGAGUAUGACCGUCCAGCCCCACGUCGAGAAAAAUCGGCCACCAAACCAAGACCGAAGUCCAUGCAUGUAGCCAAAACAAAUAUACAAUCAGGGUCAGAUGAAGGUUUGCACUCCAAUAGCUCUCAAGAGGAUCUCUCUGCUCAAGCUUUCACUAUUAGUCCUGGUCAUUCAGGAUCUUUGUCUUGUAACACCCUGAUGACAAGCUCAGCUGACGGUAAAUCGCUGGCCUACGGAGGGAUAACUCAUCGCAGACCGGCAAGUCCAGAUUUAUAUAACAGAGGACGGAGGUCUAAAGCCAAUACAGAAAGUAGUGAUACCGGUUCUAACACAGGGUCUAAUGCAGGCUCAGACUAUGCAGGUCCCAGGCUGUUUGUGAAGCCCAGUUCCAAAUCUAACCGACACAUCAUAAUCAAUGCUAUCAGUCAUUGCUGUUUAGCUGGCAGUGUUAACUCAGAAAUGAAAGCCAAGGUUUUAGAGGAGAUGGCCAAGUCUGAUGCCAAACAUUUCAUCAUCUUGUUUCGUGAUCACAGUUGUCAGUACCGCAGUGUGUACGAGUAUUACCCUGAGACAGAGGACAUCUACAAAAUUCAUGGCAUAGGACCCAAACAGAUCACUAACAAAAUGAUUGAGAAGUUUUACAAGUACAAUUCCGGUUCAAAAGGAUUUUCAGAAAUCUCGUCGACAAAACAUAUAUCUGUGUCUAUAGACGCUGUUGCUAUACAAAGUGCUUUAUGGAAACCUGGAAAAAAUGUUUUGAUCGCUGAUAAUUCUGUAACAGAGGUCAGUGUAUCCAUGUUUGGUGAUAAUUCUGUAGCAGAGGUCAGUGUAUCCAUGUUUGGUGAUAAUUCUGUAACAGAGGUCAGUGUAUCCAUGUUUGGUGAUAAUUCUGUAACAGAGGUCAGUGUAUCCAUGUUUGGUGAUAAUUCUGUAACAGAGGUCAGUGUAUCCAUGUUUGGUGAUAAUUCUGUAACAGAGGUCAGUGUAUCCAUGUUUGGUGAUAAUUCUGUAACAGAGGUCAGUGUAUCCAUGUUUGGUGAUAAUUCUGUAACAGAGGUCAGUGUAUCCAUGUUUGGUGAUAAUUCUGUAACAGAGGUCAGUGUAUCCAUGUUUGGUGAUAAUUCUGUAGCAGAGGUCAGUGUAUCCAUGUUUGGUGAUAAUUCUUUAACAAAGGUCAGUGUAUCCAUGUUUGGUGAUAAUUCUGUAGCAGAGGUCAGUGUAUCCAUGUUUGGUGAUAAUUCUGUAGCAGAGGUCAGUGUAUCCAUGUUUGGUGAUAAUUCUGUAGCAGAGGUCAGUGUAUCCUUGUUUUGUUAUUCUGUAACAGAAGUCGCUGUAUCCAUGUUUGGUGAUUAUUCUGUAACAGAGGUCACUGUAUCCAUGUUUGGUGAUAAUUCUGUAACAGAGGUCAGUGUAUCCAUGUUUGGUGAUAAUUCUGUAACAGAGGUCGCUGUAUCCAUGUUUGGUGAUAAUUCUGUAACAGAGGUCAGUGUAUCCAUGUUUGAUGAUAAUUCUGUAACAGAGGUCAGUGUAUCCAUGUUUGGUGAUAAUUCUGUAACAGGGGUCGCUGUAUUGUUCAAAUGUUACUAG